This is a messenger RNA of Dentiscutata heterogama, 1862 nucleotides long. The record is from the annotation of a GenBank genome assembly. Lineage: Eukaryota; Fungi; Glomeromycota; Glomeromycetes; Diversisporales; Gigasporaceae.
AUGAAUCAAGAUCUAAGCGCAAUUGAGAAAAAUCAAGAUUUAGAAAAUGAUAAUAAAAUUCGUGAAUUUUGGAUGAAGAAUAUUUGCGAUCACGAUAAACUCGCAAAAAAAACUAAAGAAACUUAUGAUUUCAUUAUCGUGGGUGCUGGUACUGCAGGAUGUGUGCUUGCUAGAGAAUUGAUUCAUUGUAUUCCAAAUAUUAACAUCCUAGUAUUGGAAGCUGGAGGCCCUGAUACUCAUUCUAAUGGUAUAAUUAACUUGCCUUGUGCUUCCUUAAAGGCUUUACGAAUAAGCGAUAUUGACUGGGGAUAUGUUACUCAAGAACAAAGAAUGCCAAGCUCUGUAGACCCUAUCAAAGAAAUCUUAAAAAAGGAAUCUUCUUAUUUACGUGGAAAGGUUUGGGGAGGAAGUAGUUCUUUGCAUGCAAUGGUUUAUUUGCGGGGUCAGGCAAAAGGGUACAAUGAUUGGGCAGCUCAAGGCCCUGAAUAUAAAAUUUGGGAUUGGGAUCAUUGUUUAGAAGCAUUUAAAGCAGUAGAAAAAAAUUCACGAAAGAACCCUGAUGAAAAUUUUAAAAAAUUCCAUGGAUUCAAUGGUUUACUUCAUGUACAAAACCACCAAAAUGGGAUAUAUGAUAUUAUGUCGGGUGUGAUUGAUGCAGCAAAAAACCUCGGAAUUCCCUAUAACGACGAUUUUAAUGGCGAAAGACAAAAUGGUGUUGGAAUGUUCCAGUUCACAAUCAAGGAUGGAAAAAGAUGUUCUUUGGCUGAUAGUUAUCUAAAAGAUGCAUUAAAAAAAGUUGAAUUACACCCAGAUUCGAAAUAUGAUAGUUUCGGAAAGGUUGUAGCAGUAGAUGUUAGAUCAUUUGCUCAUGUACUAGAUAUUAUUUGGGAUGAAGAGAAUAAAGAAGAAAAUAUUGCAAUCGGCGUAAGAUAUUUUUGUAACGGUACCGUACGUCAGGCUUUCACUCAGAAAGGAGAAGUCAUACUUUGUGGUGGUGCUAUUAAUAGUCCUCAAAUCUUAAUGCUUUCUGGCAUUGGACCAAAAGAAAAUCUUGAAUCAAAUAAUAUAAAAGUUCGUAAGGAACUACCAGUUGGAAAAAAUUUAUUAGAUCAUCCGAGUUUUUGUCUCGUUGCUAAAUCGUCCCCAAAUGCAUUCAAUUAUUGGAGUGGUGGAUGUGAAAUUGGAAUAAUACAUAAAGCUAAUGUUGAAGGGAAGAUUCCUUGUAAAGAUGACUUCUUUGAUGAGAAUCCUGACAUUCAGAUUAUUGCGACUACGUACCAAGAUGGUUUUUUAGAUCCUUCAAUAGAACUUUAUAAAAAACAUAACAAAUUCGAUGGAAUUAUUCUAAUACCAAUUCUUAACAAUCCAUCAAGCGUUGGUUAUCUAGAACUUAACAGCAAUAAUCCAUUUGAUCAACCAAAGAUAUAUUUAAACUUCUUUGAAAAAUCAGAUGAUUUAUAUAGAAUGAUUAGUUCACUUAAAUUAUGUCGUGAAAUACUUAAACAACCUCCACUAAGUACUGUUUAUAACGUUAAAGAAAUUGGUGUCAAUGAUGAAUUUGGACAAUGGUGCACUAACGGGGAUGAUAUGAGUGAUGAAGGUUGGGAAAGAUUUAUUGUGAAUAAGUCAACAUCGUUCCAUAUAUGUGGAACAGCAAAAAUGGCACCAGAAUCCAAAGGUGGAGUUGUUAAUCAUCGACUUCAAGUUUAUGGUACGAAAAACCUUCGUGUUGUUGAUGCUUCGAUAUUUCCAUAUAUUCCAAGCGGAAAUACGAAUGCGCCUACAGCCAUGGUUGCUUGGAGAGCGAGUCGGUUAAUUAUUGAGGAUUAUAUGAAAACAUGCGCCAAUUUUUUAGCUGCAAU